AUGGUUGUGAAAAAGAGCGCAGAGCAGCGUACUGACCGCUUAAAGCAGCAGGCUGUACAACUUUCGGCGGAGGAAGCAGCAAAUCAGAAGAUUUUGCAACACUAUGCUAAAACUGUCUAUUUCAAUCAACUGUGGGUGUCUUUUCUCAGCAAGAUGGCAGGUCUCGUGGUGCUCAUGACUUACCUGGAGAUACAGCGCAUGCGUCAUAGCCCUCGCGGACUCAGCUUUAUCGUGGGCUUUGAAGCCUUGUCUGUGUUAAUUUCUGCAAGCACUGUGCCUUUUAUCCGUCGGUGGCUUAACCCGGUACUUGCUUUUAAAAUUGCGUUUGCUUUCUCGCUGCUGCAAGGCUUUUGGUUCGUAACUUCUUACUUGACGCGCUUCCUGAAUCGUCCACGUCAAGCUGGUGACUUGCUAAGCGAGCAAUUUCCGUUUGGCCUCAUCUACUUUGUUGUCUGCUGGGUAUCGGAUCGUUUUAUGAUUCGUUCGCAAGACAUCGCUAAGCAAACUGCUGAAGACAUGCGUACAGUUGUACAUCCCAAAGCAGCUGAGGAUCCGGCCUGGGCUGAUGUUGUGCAGGUGCCGCAGGAUGACGGACCGAACCCAAUCGUUAGCAUCGCUUACUCUGAUGAAUUUGUAGAUGUAAUGGACUGUUUUCGAGGUGUACUCAAGCUCAACGAGUUAAGUGAACGCACAUUAGCGUUGACACUGGACGUGAUUGACGCAAAUCCCGCAAACUACACGGUUUGGUUCUUUCGACGACGUGUGCUUGAGGCGUUGGGUUCGGAUUUGCGCGAGGAGUUGCAAUUUACAGCGGACAUGGCGAUUCAAUAUCCCAAGAAUUACCAGAUCUGGCACCAUCGUCGCGAGAUCUGCUCAAUGUUAAACGACGGUAGCAAAGAAAAGGAAUUUUGCGCCUUGACCAUUGAUCAAGACUCGAAGAAUUACCACGCAUGGGCACACCGGCAAUGGGCAAUCAAGACCUUUGCUUUAUGGGACGGAGAGAUCGAGUUUGUGGAUAAGAUGCUGCUAGAGGACGUACGGAACAAUUCGGCGUGGAAUCAUCGCUGGUUUGUAUUAAGCAAUACGUCAAACCUUGCAACUGCUGAAGGUCGUCAGCAAGAAGUUAACUAUGCGCUGGAAAAGAUUGCGACUGCUGUGCACAACGAAAGUCCAUGGAACUAUAUCCGUGGUCUCGUUCGCGGCCACGAAGAUACUUUUGCUACGCAGGUUAAGGAGAAGGCAUUACAGAUACUAGCAAGUACGCCAGAUUGUAUCUUUGCAGGAGCAUUGCUGGUAGACUUAUAUGAAAAGGAAGGCACGGACACGGCUCUGAAGUCUGCAACUAAGAUUAUAGAGACGCUGAUGAACGAAACAGAUCGUGUGAGGAAAGCGUAUUGGCACUUCCGUCUUACAGCAUUAGAAAAGCAAGGCGCAUAA
Messenger RNA from Plasmopara halstedii, 1437 nucleotides. Its product is annotated as protein farnesyltransferase. The record is from RefSeq and is a predicted model, not a curated record. Gene Ontology annotation, molecular function: protein farnesyltransferase activity; CAAX-protein geranylgeranyltransferase activity. The coding region runs from base 1 to 1437 and encodes 478 amino acids. Gene Ontology annotation, cellular component: protein farnesyltransferase complex; CAAX-protein geranylgeranyltransferase complex; cytoplasm. Gene Ontology annotation, biological process: protein geranylgeranylation; protein farnesylation. The transcript has 3 exons. NCBI's taxonomy places the organism in Eukaryota, Oomycota, Peronosporomycetes, Peronosporales, Peronosporaceae.